Molecule: messenger RNA, 3333 nt
Organism: Aspergillus campestris IBT 28561
Lineage: Eukaryota; Fungi; Ascomycota; Eurotiomycetes; Eurotiales; Aspergillaceae
Exons: 6
Coding region: 1-3333 (1110 amino acids)
Source: RefSeq, a predicted model, not a curated record
AUGGAAAGCAUCUCACACGACUCUGAACUCAUGACCCAGUAUGUGGCCGCUAAGCCAUUCAACAAUUCAAACCGAUUCAUCGCAGUUCGCGAUGAGGCAAACCGCCUGAUGCUUUUUUCCAUCGGCACGGACAGUGAAAUAUGGGUGUCCAAGAUUGGCAGCUCUGGCCAGCGAGAGCUUCACAACUUUGGGAUCAUGCUGGGCUUUGGCACUUACAAAGCACAAGCUCUCGACGUAGCGCAGGAUCCUUCAUCUGGUGUGCUGUACAUUGCCCUAGCCACCGAGAGGAACGCGUCCGAGAGUACUGUGUCUCUGCUUAGACCAUUCCAUCCAAAGGACCGUGACCUGAGCUCUGCUGCUACGAAGCUGGGCGAUCUUAUUAUGACGGAGAACAGCCCGGCUUACAACCGAGUUUACUCAAUAUCUAUGGUUGGUACAGCAGCGGACAGCGUUUAUCCGCCUACACUACUGCAAUACCAGACGACCGUCCAUGAAUCCCACGAUCUUGCCUCGAUAGCAGUGAAAAAAGAGAAUGGCUCGUACAGCUGGGACCGGGAAACAGACGUCCAGCUGCCCGAGAAUGCAUCUAACAUCUUGGCUAUCCAGCCCAUGGUCGCCAAGCUGGGAGAUCAUACACUGCCUGGAUAUGCAACCUUGUAUGUUUUGCAAGGCGAAACACAAUUGAUUUUCCAGACGGUCAAUGUCCAACAUAAAUACAGCAAAACUCUGAAGUGUCCUCCAGGCGCACAGAGCCUAUCGACUGUUAUAAGCUCUGACGGGUUCUCCGACCUGCUCAUCGGGGGUACGGGUCUGUAUCGCUACCAUGCUGACCUGCAACAAAUCACUGAGAAGACCGAGGCCGACCUGAUAUCCCAAGAGGGUGUAUUUGGCUCCGUUAAAUAUCUGAGUGUUACCCAGUCCGGUGAGAAUCUAUCUGUCUGGGCCACCAACACUGCAGAUGGGGUGGGAUAUAUCCAAACAACACGCGAAUUUACUGGAUCUAAAUUAGCUGUGCCAGUCAUCCCAGAUGGGCAGGGUGGAUACUUCACCCCGUUCAAGGCGACCUCCACUGAUGUCGAGAAGUUUGUCUUUGCCGACAGCAAUGGGCAAUUAUCGAUGCUGGAGCAGGAUCAGGAAUCCGGAAUCUGGAACAGGUGUCCGCUCAUCACGCCAGCCUUGAAGGAGGUGUUUCCUGUCCAGGGUUAUGUGAGCCAGAUCGCACUGCUUGGGCCAGACAAGCUGCCAGUAGCUAGCGAAAGAGCUAUUCUGCGGUCCUCGGGCGACGUGAGUGUCAUUGCUAAUGGACGUCCGGUUCUGGCUACACCGGCUGGGGUUGAGGUACGCUCUGAUGAAGGAGGACUUGUCACCAUCACGGUGCCAACGCAGGAUGUCUCGACUUACACUUUCACCGUGUCAAACGUCGCUUCUGCCACCGACGAUUCGCCCACCUUAAGUGGAUUUGAUCCGUCAGACAAAGUGUUCGGCAAGCUGGCCAAUGUCAAAUCUAGCGACGAUCUCAAGAAAACAGGGCUUGUAUCCGGUGUACCGGAUGACGAUCUAGACAACGUCGUCAGUGUAUUACAGGCGGCAGUUCAGCGUCGGGGCGAGGUUCUCACAGCUUCACCGACACAGCCUAACGCCGAUAAUGAAACCUAUAGUGCAGAAUUGGCUGCGAUGGGCAUCCAGGAGAUGUUUUGGUCCGCGUGGCAUUGGUUGGAAAGACAAGCAAAGAGCAUCGAACACUUCUGGAUCGAAGGGAAGGCAUUCGUUGUCAAGAUUGCUGGUCAAGCCUACGCGUGGGUUUUGAAUACAGUGACAGAGAUCGGCAAGGCCAUUGGCUGGCUGUUCAACAAGAUCCUCAAAUUAGGAGAGGAGGUUCUCAAGUGGCUGGGAUACAUCUUUCAAUGGGAUGAUAUCGUGGCCACGAAAGAUUCCAUUAUCAACAUCGCCAACGAUUCCCUUGAUAAGGGAAGUGAAAAGGCACAAGAGAUGAAGGCCAGUCUAGACAAGUUCUGCAGCCAAACCAAGGAAACGCUAAGCAAGGACCGUCCUGAGGAUAAAGUGUUAGACGACGAUAAGGCAAUUGUCAACGAUACCAAUGCCAAUUACGAAUCAGCUAAAAGCGAGCCGGUGCGAUCUGUCAAGGCCAACUGGGCUACAUAUCAGCUCCGACACGGGGGUGCUGGAAACGCCUCGGUCAUUCAUAAUUUCGAAGACGAAGAAAUGGACGCUCUGUACACAAAGGAAAUACAGGAAUGGGAGAAAGAACUGCCCAAAUUUGCAAAAGACCAAGAGAAACCCAUAGCGAAUACGGAAACAAACGUGGUCAAAGCGCACGAGCAUGGCUCAAGCAAAACGAAAGAUGUCCUCAAGAAGGUAGAAGUGAGUCUGUUGGAAGGCAUCAUCUCUGGCAUGCAGUCACUGGGAGGACUGCUUCUCGACAAAACAGCAGAAUGGAUCAAUAUCCUCAAGGCUCUACUCAACAAGCCCAUCACCAUACCAGUAUUUUCAGCACUAUACAAGAAGCUUCCAGGAAACGGCAACAAGGACUUUACCUUGCUGGAAGGCAUUUCUUUUAUUCUGGCCAUCCCGACCACCGUAAUCUCAAAGAUCAUCACUGGAGAUGCACCACCUGUGUAUAAAUCAGGAGAUUUCAGCAAGAUCCUCGAUCACGUCAAGUUUCCGACGACUCUAGACGAGGAUGGCGAGCCGGUUGAGAUAAAGUCACCACAGACUGAUGAUGACAAGCCGUCACACACAUUCAACUACUUUGCUAAUAUACUUAGUCUUGUUCUUCGUGGAAUCGGACUGGUUAUGAAUCCUCCAUCAGAGAUAUCAUCCUUUGAGGCUGAUUCAGAGAGCGACGGCAAGCCCAUGAUUUUCCCGCCCCCUGCCCAGCCAUUGAUUCAGCAGGCCAGACGGAUUGGCGAGCAGGAGAAAGGACUCCGGGUUGAUACCACCUUCUAUCGAUCAGUUUACACCGUGAUACACAACUGUUUCAGUGUGCCCACCGAAGACACACGGCCGGGUCACUCACUGAAGAUUCUCUCAUGGGCUAUUGCUCUCAUGGGCAACACUAUUGAUCUUGGCAUACUUGUGAUAAACAGAUUUGAAGCGGCACUAUCCAAAUUCAUGGGAGCAGUCCUGAAAGCUGUGGUGGAAUCCAUCAUCUACGCUCUUGAAGUCGCAGUUCGGGCCCAGGAGAUUGUGACACUAUACUGGACCGACAAGGAUGAUCUGUGGAGCUAUUUAGAUUGCGUUUCUCUCUCGUGUGACUUGCUGAAAACAUACGCGACGUCAGGAGAGACUCUCAUCAAAGGUAAGUUCUUUUGA